Platichthys flesus (European flounder) is the source of this 3455-nucleotide messenger RNA. RefSeq names its product zinc finger protein 395-like. The transcript has 10 exons. NCBI's taxonomy places the organism in Eukaryota, Metazoa, Chordata, Actinopteri, Pleuronectiformes, Pleuronectidae. Gene Ontology annotation, biological process: regulation of transcription by RNA polymerase II. The record is from RefSeq and is a predicted model, not a curated record. Gene Ontology annotation, cellular component: nucleus. Gene Ontology annotation, molecular function: DNA-binding transcription factor activity; RNA polymerase II cis-regulatory region sequence-specific DNA binding. Bases 119 to 1363 code for a protein of 414 amino acids.
AACUGGCACACACACAGACCCACACCACGCUCCCAUUGAAGACCAGUGGACACAUCCUGACCUACUGGAAGUGUUGUUGUUGUAGUGCUGCAGACUGAGACUGUGCAGACCGACGGACAUGUUAACAAAGACCCGCCUCGGGAAGCGUUCUCCAUUUGGUGAGUCGGUGAGCGCCACCUGCAGGACGCCAGGAAACCACACUCACCUGCAGACGGCUGAGACCAUGGCACCCGCAGCAGGACCACAGGCCGGGGGCCGAGUCCGACGUCAUCCCGGACUGAAGGUGUACUUUCAGUGCGGAGGAGGUGAGUGUCCAGGUCGGGUGGAUCAGCUGGACCUGAUGAAGAGUAAAGACUCUGAGUCUCAUCCCUCCUCCUCCUCAGUGCCUCCGUCCAGCAGCAGAUGUGUCUCCUCCUGCAUCGACGUCCCCAGGAGCCAGGGGAGUCCACAGGACCUGGACAUGGACGAGCUGAUGGCGGCGCUGGUUCUCAGCAGUUUGUCCGGCAGCCCGUUGCUGCACAGCCCGGCCAAGCCAGAGCCGGCAGCUCCUCCGAUGGAGUGCGGGGGGGGCGAGCUCUCUGACAGCAGCAGCGGCUACUGGAGCGUCGGCCACGCCAUCGGAAGCCCGGCGCCCUCUCCACCAAUCACAGAGCCGGACGCCAGCCCGGCCCGGCCCCCGGACGAGGGGCUGGAGAUGGAGCUGGAGCGGUUUGACGAGCCGGCGCCGCGGAAACGCAGGAACUCUGGGAAGGUGGCGUACAGGUGUCUGUGGCCCGCCUGCGGGAAGGUGCUGACCACAGUGGUGGGAAUCAAACGUCACAUCAGGACAACACACCUGUGCCGCGGCAGCGAACACGAGCGCUGUUCUCGCAGCGAGGAGGAUUUCUACUACACCGAGGUCGCCCCGCGGCAGUCUCCUCCCCAACCUAUCCUCGUUGGCCCCGCCCCCUCCUCACCGACCAUCUCACCUGCCCCCCCCUCCCCACCCCCCAGCACUGCCCCUCCAUCUCCCCCCUCCUUGACCGAUGACACUCUGAGUCGCUCCGCCCCUUCCUCCUCUGGCCACACCUGGCAGGUCCAAUCAGAGCACUCCUACCAGGCUCAUGUGGUUUCAGAGGCAGCGGCAAACGUGACUUCCUGUCGUUGGACAGCUCCGCCCUCCACCUGCCACAGCAGACAGGGUUUGGCGUUUCGGGUGCGUUCGGUCAGUGUAGGAGAGCAGUGGCUGCAGCACCAGAGCGCCCCCUGCAGGAGGACUCGUGGUGAAGCCAAGAAGUGUCGUAAAGUUUACGGCAUCGAACACAGAGAUCAGUGGUGCACCGCCUGUCGCUGGAAGAAGGCCUGCCAACGCUUCCUGGACUGAACCGAGGAGGAGAAGUGGGACUCGUACUUUCUUACAUCUGAAUCCAGAUUCUUUUUAUACUCUUUCUACAUUUGCUAAAAGUGUCUUUUUAUUCUUGAAUGUGUAGUUUGUAGCUGAACCUGUUUUAAUGAAAAGAUUUGAGGCAGCUAUGAUGUGACCUUUGACCUUCGAGGCAGCUGAGCGUGUUUUUGCAUCCGGUCGACUCUCCUCGGGUUUUCUGGAAAAAAAACAAACUGCUUCUCUGUCAGGAUCAGAGAAAUAAACAAUAAUAACAAUAAAUAUGUAAAUGAAGAAAAAGCCAAAAUGUCCCAGAUCCCAACACUGGCAUCUUGUGGCGAUGACGUCAUUUGAGUCAGAGUCUGUGGUGAUUGGGGGAUGGAGUCCACGGACAUGAGGUCCCACGCACUCGACCUAUUGAGAGGCAGUCUCACCUGUUAGUCCAUAUCCAGCCACCAGGGGGCAGGCUGCAGUGACUCGGCUUCACUUUUGGGAGCCAUGUCAUGUCGUCCAUCUUUAUUAUCAGUGUUUGUAUCAGUGUAAACGCUUUGACCUGAUUGGUUGAGACAUUGGCGUGUGUUUAAUGAGCUGGUGGGUUAUCUGCAUUAGCCCCUGAGCUAACUGACUGGGUGCUGGUCGACUGACAGUCAGCUGGAUAACUGACAGUGAGCUGGUUGACUGACAGUGAGCAGGUUACCUCUGAGGCUUUUAUCCCUCUACAGUGACUUUUUAUUAAACAUAAGGACAUGUCAGUGUAAACAGCAGAGAACCGAGAGGAGAAAGGAUUUCAGACACUGUUGGGAUGGACCAUCACUAAAGCUCCGCCCCUCAACGCGUCCACUCAGCUACGUCAGGUGUCCACACGACUCGGGAGUUUUUAAAAUGGCUAAAAGUGAGAAGUUUAGAAUCGUUGGUCUCGUACUUAGAAAACUCUGGGGCUGCGUUUCAGUCUUGAUGCAAGGAAGCAGAAAUGUUUGGAAACAAUGCUGUAGACGCUUGCUGAUUGGAUCUUUCUGUCAUGAUGUAGCCUUCGCUGAUUGGUCGGGCUCCUGUCACAUGACAACCAGCAUCAGCCUCAGCUACCAGAGUAGAACACGACACUAGAAUCAAGUGUUACUGACCCAGUUGGCUUUGCUAGCAGCUGUUGUGUAUUUCAGUUCUGUCUUUUUCAAUGACACUACUUCGUACAUGUGGAGGAAGCCAGAUGUUAUAACAAAUUUUGAUAACUCUCGAUUGACAACCAAAUAAUUCCUGUUUUACCGACUCGUGCACAACAAGUGUACGUGAGUUUUCGGGCGUGUUAGACGGGGACUCAAAUUGUUGCGGAGCCAAGACACUCGUGAGGACAGGGACUGGUUUAGUCUGAAAAUGUCUUCAUACGGAUGCAGCCUAACUUGUCCCCACGCCCUGAGGGACCUGGGCCCCAACGGGUCCCGGGUCCAAACAUGGUUCAUUCUAUGUAAUUCUUUUUAAACCAAAAUGGUGCUGGACAAAAUGCCAAACUAAAGUCUUCACACGGCAGCUCACAAACUAAAUGGUGAUGUCACAGCAGGACGAGGUUCAUCUUCACGUGAGGUUUGACUUGUCGUGCGUUGGAAUCACAAUAAUUUGCUUUCAUUCUGAAGCCGUCAAACAUUUCAUCUCAUUGGUUUGGUCUCGUUAACGUCCUCGGUGUCUCCACGGAGACUUCGUACACCUCACUGUGAAUAUCCUGGUUUCAUUUCAGCUCUUUGUUUGAAGGCAGAAGCCACGUCCACUCCUAAGAUGCAGCCUCAUUCAGUAUUGAUCCACAUGUUUCAUAACAAGUAAUAACACACUUAUAUAUAUUCCUACAUAUCUCCUUUAUCCUGGUGUGUAUACAGAUAUAUAUACUGGGUCCAUAUAGACAAUAAUGAAUAUUCUUUAAGUCUUUAGAAGGCAUCAUUAAUGCAGAACUAGGUUCAUAUGCAGUAAAUGAGAAAAGUUGUAUUUAUCUUCUACCUGUUGGUGCUUUGUGUAAAUGUUGAUCAUUGUAAUCGUUUUUUCAGAUGCACUCUUUUAUACAUGUGAAAUCCUGAUGUUCUUUUAAUAAACUGAACGUAUUGAAAAACCUUCA